AUGAAGGACUCCAUCCCUAUUCCGCACGAGUGGUACCAGCCAGGGGACCUCCUCAUUGGUGGGAUUGCUUUCCUGAGUGUUUACCAUUUCCAUGAACUAACCUUCAAUGGCCAUCCUUCACAGGAGCUGCUCAAGCUACCACAUAUGUUCACGAAGUUCUACCAGCACAUCCUUGCAUUGGUGUUUGCAGUAAAUGAGAUCAAUGAGAACCCCAAGAUCUUGUCCAAUGUCACUCUCGGGUUCCACAUCUAUGACAGCUACAGUGACCUGAGGAUGGCCUAUCGAACUAUUCUGGAUAUGUUGUUCAAACUGCAUAGAUAUUUUCCAAACUAUGAAUGUGACACUCGAAAAAACCUAAUGGCUGUCAUUGGGGGACUCAGCUCUGAUAUCUCCUUCUGUAUGGCAAACAUCCUCCAUCUUUACAAGAUUCCGCAGCUCCCGUAUGGCUCAUUUGCCUCCAAGGAGAGGGAUGCAACACAAGUGACUUCAUUUAUUCAUAUGAUUCCUAAUGAAUCUCGUCAGUAUAUGGGGAUUAUCUGGUUGCUUCAGCAUUUUGGAUGGAGAUGGGUUGGGCUCUUUGCUGCAGAUGAUGAUGACGGAGAACAUUUCCUGCAGGUACUGGAGCCAUUGCUGUCCCAGAAUGGAAUAUGUUUGGACUUCACAGAAAGAAUCUUAAGCCAAGAGCAUUUUAAUUCCUUAUAUGUUAUUGCAGAUUUAGUCUCAAAUAUAUAUGUGCCUCUCAUUGACAGCAAAGCCAACACAUUUAUCCUCUAUGGAGAUAGUAAGACUAUUGCAGCACUUAAUACUUUGCUGCUACUAGGCAAUCUGAAAUACAAGGAAAUCUCUUCGUUUAGGAAGGUGUGGGUUAUGACUACCCAGGUGGAUUUUGCAUUAUCAGGCUUUCAAAAGGGAUGGGAUUUUGAGUUCUUCCAUGGUGCCCUUGUCUUCAGAAUUCACUCAAAGGAGCUUCUAGAAUUCCACAAAUUUCUUCAGGACAUGAAACCUCCUGGGAAACAAGGAGAUGGUUUCUUCAAGGACUUCUGGGAGCAAGCAUUUGACUGUACAUUUUCCAAUGCCUUGGAGCCUACAGAUGCUAAUGGUACAUGUACUGGGGAGGAGGCGUUGGAGAUCCUCCCUGUGACUGUUUUUGAAAUGCACACAACUGGCCACAGCUACAGUAUCUACAAUGCUGUCUAUGCCAUAGGGCACACUUUGCAACUCAUCGACUCUUCCAUAUCCAAGGAGAGAUUGAUGAUGGGUGGUCAAAGAGCUGAACUUCAAGAUGUCUCACCUUGGCAGAUUGACCCGUUCCUUCAAGGCAUUUUAUUUAAUAACUCAGCUGGUGAAACAAUAUCCUUUAAUGAUAACCGAGAAAUGGGAGCUGGAUUGGACAUAAUGAACUUGGUCACUUUCCCAAACAAAUCCUUCAAGAUGGUGAAUGUUGGAAGAGUGGAUCCCAGUGAUGUGGAAGGGAAAGAAUUCAUGAUUCAUGAGGAUUUGAUUGUCUGGCCAAGAAGUUUUAAUAAGGGACAGCCCUUGUCUCUGUGUAAUGACCGCUGCAAGCCCGGCUACCAGAAGAAAAAGAAGGAAGGGGAGAACUUUUGCUGCUAUGAUUGUGCUCCAUGCCCAGAAGGGAAGAUCACAGACAAGACAGAUAUGGAGGAUUGUAUCAAAUGUCCAGAAGAUCAGCAUCCAAGGACAGAACAUGAUCGAUGUGUGCCCAAGACUCUACAGUUUCUGUCUUAUCAAGAACUUUUAGGGAUCACUUUGACAGCCGUUGCUCUUUCUUUUUCCCUGAUCACAUUUUGGGUUCUAGCAAUUUUCAUCACACACCAAGAUACCCCCAUAGUUAAGGCCAACAACCGCCAUAUCACCUACGCUCUCCUCAUUUCCCUCUUGCUGUGCUUCCUCUGUUCCUUGCUCUUCAUUGGACGACCUGGGCAGAUGACCUGUUCCAUCCAACAAUCUGCUUUCAGUAUCAUCUUUUCAGCGGCUGUUUCCUGUGUGCUGGCCAAAACCAUCACUGUGGUUGUAGCUUUCAUGGCUACCAAACCGGGAUCCAACAUCAGGAAAUGGGUGGGGAAAAGACUGGCCAACUUCCUUGUCCUUUCCUGUUCCCUUAUUGAAGUGUCCAUUUGUAUCGUGUGGCUGGGAACCUCCCCCCCGUUUCCAGAUUCUGACGCACAUUCGCUGACUAGGGAGAUCAUAGUUCAGUGCAAUGAAGGAUCCGCCGUCCUGUUUUACAUUUCCUUGGGCUACUUGGGACUUCUGUCCCUUGUCAGCUUGAGUGUGGCUUUCCUAGCCAGGCAUCUGCCAGACAGCUUUAAUGAAGCCAAGUUCAUCACCUUCAGCAUGCUGGUAUUUUGCAGUGUUUGGGCGUCUUUCCUUCCAACCUACCUGAGCACCAAAGGGAAAUACAUGGUCGCCGUGGAGGUCUUUUCUAUCUUGGCAUCUGGUGCUGGGUUGCUGAUCUGCAUCUUUUCCCCCAAAUGCUACAUUAUUGUUCUGAGGCCUGAGCUGAAUAAUAGGGAACAGCUAAUGAGGAGGGCAAAAAAUUAA
Messenger RNA from Eublepharis macularius, 2559 nucleotides. RefSeq names its product vomeronasal type-2 receptor 26-like. The transcript is spliced from 6 exons. Gene Ontology annotation, biological process: G protein-coupled receptor signaling pathway. Gene Ontology annotation, molecular function: G protein-coupled receptor activity. NCBI's taxonomy places the organism in Eukaryota, Metazoa, Chordata, Lepidosauria, Squamata, Eublepharidae. Gene Ontology annotation, cellular component: membrane. Bases 1 to 2559 code for a protein of 852 amino acids. The record is from RefSeq and is a predicted model, not a curated record.